Pygocentrus nattereri (red-bellied piranha) is the source of this 5895-nucleotide messenger RNA. RefSeq names its product RAS p21 protein activator 4 (gene rasa4). Bases 197 to 2617 code for a protein of 806 amino acids. Gene Ontology annotation, molecular function: GTPase activator activity; phospholipid binding. Gene Ontology annotation, biological process: cellular response to calcium ion; regulation of GTPase activity; negative regulation of Ras protein signal transduction. The record is from RefSeq and is a predicted model, not a curated record. Lineage: Eukaryota; Metazoa; Chordata; Actinopteri; Characiformes; Serrasalmidae. The transcript is spliced from 21 exons.
GCAGAGGGCAAAAUCUGUGCGAGCGAGUGUCUCUCGCCCGGUGUCUUCGCAGACGUUUUUAGAGAAUGCGUUGAAUUUUACACAUUAUUUUAGUGCGUAAAACGGAUUUUUUAAACGCUCAUAAUGUCAGUGCGCGGUUUCACAGCCGUUACUGAAACGACCAGAACUAUAAACGACCGUUAAAAACGACAACGACAUGGCAAAGCGAAGCACUCUGUUCAUUCGAAUUGUGGAAGCGAAAAAUUUGCCUAUUAAGGACAUAACCGGGAGCAGCGAUCCAUACUGCAUUGUGCGAAUUGAUAACGAGGCCAUUAUAAGGACAGCAACAAUAUGGAAGACGCUGUCCCCUUUCUGGGGCGAGGAAUACAAUGUCCAUCUCCCACCUUCCUUUCACACCGUGUCCCUGCAUGUGAUGGAUGAAGACUCUCUCAGCCGAGAUGAUGUUAUCGGCAAGGUUUCCAUCAGCAAGGAGGCACUCACUUCCAAACCACAAGGUCUGGAUGGCUGGAUGAACCUGACUGAGAUAGAUCCAGAUGAGGAGGUUCAAGGGGAGAUUCACUUACAGAUAUCUCUGCUGGGGGACGGGGAUGUUCCACACAAACUGUGCUGUAGAGUCCUUGAGGCCAGAGAUCUUGCCAAAAAAGACCGCAACGGCGCAUCAGAUCCAUUCGUCAGAGUCAGAUACAAUGGCAAAAGCCAUGAGAGUGCAGUGGUAAAGAAGUCCUGCUAUCCACGCUGGAAUGAGAGUUUUGAGUUUGAGCUGGAUGACACUCUGGCUGAUAGCCUUCUCUGUGUGGAGGUGUGGGACUGGGACCUGGUCAGCAGGAACGACUUUCUCGGAAAGGUCCUGUUCAACAUCAACAGGCUUCAGUCGGCGCAGCAAGAGGAGGGCUGGUUUCGCCUGGGGCCUGACAAACCCAAACACAGCCAGCAUGAAGGCACUCUGGGCUCCUUGAGGCUGCAGCUGCGGCUCCGUGACGAGACGGUGCUGCCGUCCAGCCAUUACCAGCCACUGACUGAGCUACUGAGCCAGUCUGUUGGGACUCACCUUAAUGGCAACUGGCCUGAUCUGAUCAUGCUAAUCGAUGAGACGACGACCUCUGAAAACAGACAGGAAGUAGCCAAUAACCUGGUGAAGCUCUUUCUGGGACAAGGGCUAAUCAAGGAGUUCCUGGAUGUGCUGUUCAAAUUGGAACUGGAGAAAACAACCGAACCCAACACUUUAUUUAGAAGCAACUCUUUAGCUUCCAAAUCCAUGGAGUCAUUUCUAAAGGUGGCCGGAAUGCAGUAUUUGCACAGGCUUCUGGGUCCCACAAUCAAUCGUAUUUUUGAGGAGAAAAAGUAUGUGGAACUGGAUCCCAAUAAGGUGGAGCUGAAAGAUGCAGGGUGCACGGGGCUGCAUCGACUGCACACAGAAGCUGAUGUGAUUCAGCAGAGCUCCAGCCUCCUCCAGUCGUAUCUUUCUGAGCUCCUGGCUGCUAUCCUGCAGUCAGCCUCUUACUGCCCCCUGCUGCUUUGUCAGGCCUUACAGCAACUCUACUAUCGAGUGCAAGCAUGCUUCCCAGACCCAGAGUACAGGAAAGUGAAGUUCAUUGCUGUUACCAGUUUCCUGUGUCUCCGCUUUAUCUCUCCUGCCAUCAUGUCUCCCAAGCUCUUCCACCUGCGGGAGAAACAUGCAGACGCCCGGACCAGUCGAACUCUGCUGCUGCUGGCUAAGGCUGUACAGACCAUUGGCAAUCUGGACACUCUGGUCUGCUGCUCUAAGGAGCCAUGGAUGAUACCUCUGCAGCCCGCCAUCCAACAAGGCAUCUCCCAGCUCAAAGACUUCAUCACUCGGCUGGUCAGCUGCCAUGACUCAGAAGAUCUUUGUCUUCAAACUCGCAUGAGUCUCCAGUGUGGCACCAUGGAGAAAGAAGGCUUCCUCUUCCUCCAUAAGACCAAAGACAAGUGCAUUCCCAUGACCUCUCCCUUUAAGAAGUACUAUGUAACUCUCAGCAAAGACACUCUGUCUUAUUCACGAACGCAGCAUUCUAAGAAAACCUCGUUCAUCUCCCUGCCAAAGAUCCGGGCGGUAGAGAAGGUGGAAGAGAAGUGCUUUGGAAGCCCUAAUGUCAUGCAGAUCAUCUCCAGCGAGGAUUCUGGCCAGCAGGAGACGCUCUACCUGGACUGUAAGAGUGUAAACGAACUGAAUCAGUGGCUGUCAGCCUUACGGAAAGCAUGCAGUCACAACACCAACACAAUGAGCAGCUAUCACCCAGGCAUCUACAAAGCUGACAGAUGGAGCUGCUGCCACCAAAAGGAGAAAACAGAUCCAGGCUGUGAUAAGACCAGACAUGGUGUCACCCUGCAAGAAUGGUAUGACCCGCUGGAUCCAGACCUGGAAGCUCAACUCAUUUACCGACACCUCAGCAGCGUCCAGCAUGCAAUGAGGGAUAAAUAUUAUGAACUGAUUAAGCAAGAACACGCCGAUGAAGCAGACUCAGACAAAGAUCACAAGAUGGUGGAUGGGGUAACAAGACUCUUCACGAUUCUCCAGGACCUGCAUGAAGCCCAUGCAGCAGUGGAGGAGAAGGAACGCUUGAAGAAUAAGAACGUUUUCUUGGAGUUGCAAACGUAAACAAAGGAGCACCAAAAGUCUUCGGGGCAAAAGGCGUCCAUAACAUUCGGUCACACACUGACUUCAUUCACAGGGUUUAUAGCGUAGACCUGCUGUUGAGCUGUAGGACAAGGCAAGGCUGAGUUUUGAAAGGUUUGAGGCUCCAGCAGGUUUUCUCACUAUAGUUAAAUGUGCUUAUUUGAGGUGAUUGUUUUAGAGUUUUCUUAUUUUGAGGGCUAUCACCAAAAGCUCUUCAUCAAGGGCAGACCUAAUGUAUAUCUCUUUACUCAUUUCCAUCAGUGUAUAUGUAAUGACCAUAUCAGCUAACAUGAAGACCAUCAGUGAAAUGGGUGAGGAGGGUUGCUGGUUAAGAAUCGUGUAUUUUUACAGGAAUGAUUUGCUGAUUAUUCUUGUUUAUGGGCACUUUAUCAUGCUUCAAUUUGAAUGCCUUUAGUUCCAUUUUCAUUUGUGACUGGUCGUGCCAUAAAUCAUAAGGUUAUUUAAUCACACAUGCAUAUAAGCUUUUACUUUGUGAAGAAGCAUUGAGUGCUCUUGGUUACAAGUUUCUAGAUGUUUACAGUGCAAAUGAUCAUUUUUAAACAUUAUUUUUAGUAGAGGAGGAUGCAUGUUUACUCUCUCUGCCAUGUUUUUGCUGUUUUACACUAAUUAUUCACCUUUAGUUUACACUAUGUAUUGAUAUCCCAUAUGAUUCCUAUAAGAGUAUGACUAUACUGGACACUGGCUGCAUUUUAUGGUAUGAUGUGUGUCACUCACAGUACAGUACAAUACAAUGAUUCACAUGAGAAAUACAGUGGCCCCAGAAAGUAUUCGGACAAUGGUGCCAUUUAUUAAGUUCGUUGUGUUAAAUGUCAAACCAAGUGGUAUUUAUUUUAAACAGACUAUUCCAAGACUAUAAUUUUCUUUUUGGCAAAGUAUUCCUUAAAAAGGCAGCUGGUGGGUUUCAAGUCAUGGUUUGGGGAGUUUGGGUUGUAUCCAGGCUUUCUACACGCAGAGUUUAGCAUCAGUUUAAUGUUAGGCUAAAGGUAUUUUUCUUUGAAACAAAUAUCAUUUUGCUCAACAUUUUAGGAAGAACAAUAGUUAAAGGGUUAAAAUACUUUCUGGGGAUGCCGUAUUAUUUCUUUAGUUUUUUAAAAAAUCAGUUUUAUAAGAGUGAGUACCUUAUGUAAGUGCAUUUUAAUUUUGCCCCAUGAAGGUACAGUAUGUGAAGAGCAUUAUGUUAGCUAAAGGAAAAAAAGUUACAGUCAUAUCCAAAACUUGGGGCACCCGUGGCCAAAUGACACGUUUUGCUGAUUUUCUAAGUGAAAACAAUUUAAAACAUCCUCUACAAAGAGCACCAUUCUCCACAUUUUAGUUGCUGAAUUUAGUAAAGGAAAACUGGACAAAAGGUAUGGGACAUUAUAUACUGUAUGUUUUUUUUUUGCAUAUGAAAAGUUCCAUGUUUCAAGGUUAACUUAUUUUCGGAAGCUUUUUUAAAAAAAUGUCUUAUUAUUAGAAAAGCAACAAAACAUGUCAUUCGACUGGGUGUUCGUACUUUUGCAUAUGUACAAGAAAAGCUCAUAAAUGCAUAAUGGUAAUAUAAUAUUAUUUGUUUUAUGUGUAACUGUAUUUUAAUGUUCACCAUAAAGGUAAAUUAAAUGAAAAGCAUCAUAGUAGCCAAAGAAAAGAAACAUUGCAAACCUUCCCGAAAAGAGCACAUAUUAAUGCAGUCUUACGCGCUGAAUUAACUAUUUUGUGGCUGUUCAAAGAAAAACACGCAUUUCCAUCUUUUUAGAUUUUUACAGUUCUAUAUUUAAAUACAGUAGUGCUGUAUUCACAGCUGUUCUUUAUAUCGUGUGAACACAGCUGUCGUUUAUAUUGUUUGAAAAUGUAACGGACCAAUAGAAAUGCUCCAAAAUCACUUUGAAUGUAAUCUCUUUACAUUAACUUACCUUUAAAGUUAAGAAUGUUACAGCCUUCUCCUGUGAAGUUACUAUUUUGGAGAUUUUUUAAAAAUAUGUAUAUAAGUGCAUCAUUUUACAAGAACACGUACAUAACUUAUGGUCAUUUUAUUUUAAUCUUCACCACAAAAGUAAAUGACAUGAGGAGCAAACAGAAAAUGAAUGGUUAUGAGAAACGAAUAUACCUUUUUAAUGAAAAGAAAUGAGUUCUGAAAGGAGAAAGACAGAUAACUGAUUGUCAUGUUACUGAUAAAUGAAAGGAAGAGCAUGAUGCUGACCAAAUGAAAAAAAAGAUUUUCUCUUUUUUUAAAAAGCUACGUAUGAAUACAUAAUAUGAAUGAAAGUGACCCUUUGCGUCCAGGCCCAGCCCCAGUCCCUCUGGACUUUGCAGCACAUAAGUAGCUCUGCUUUAUUGACAGCAUUGCCACUGACGUCCCACUCGGGACCCCCUCCCCCACCUGCACUCAGUAUUGAUACAUGUAUUAAUUAUUAAAAGCUCUAACCAUGUUAGGCACGUUUAAAAAGUCUGCUCCUACUGUUGACAUGCUUUGUCCUGCCAGGUGUCAGUUUUGUAUGUGGUAUUACGUCCCUGCCUGGUAUGUAUUUUAAACAUAGGUGUGCUGUGUGUUUCGGACUGUCCUCUGUAUUUUGUUUUUGUCCUAACAUGAAUGUAAGAAGGGGACUGGUCUUCUUUGGACUGUAGGAAUCGGUCCAUUUUGUCCACUAGAUGGCUCUGCAGUGUUGAAAUUCUUCUGCCACAUUCUGGACCCAAUUUCUAUAAAAGCUCUGAUGGUAGCGCAAUGGCCUUAGUCACGAUGGCCAUGUUUUAGCAUGACGGUCCAUUGCUACAGUACUUUUGAGAUGUUUGUGUCGUGGAAUGAUGUUUUGUGGGGGUAACUUGGCCCAGAAUGGAAGCUCAACUGUGUCUUCUGUAGGUUGAAAAUGUGUGGCUAUAUGUGUAUCAUUACUUGUUAAUGUUUUUAUGUGAUUUUGGAGGAGCUGGACGCUCUCUAAAUUCUUAAUCGAGUAGCCUUAUUGGAUUAUAAUAAUGAUUUCCUAGUCCUUUUGGCUCGGGGCAAAGAGGACCAGGAAUGCUGUAGACGUUUUGGACCAUGAUUGUCUGAAGUUGAUCAUAUUUUUCAUUCAUCUGAAUGUUUUGCUUGUUUUCAUGCUUUUUGUUUUUUUUUUUUUUUAAUUCAAGUUUUAAAUUUGAGGUUGUAACUUAAGUUGCAUAGAUUCAAUAUAUGUCAGUUCUCAGAGGCUACAGCUGAAAGUGCGUAGUAGUUUUGUUAUAUAUGACAGUUUAAAUUAGUUGGGCAUUAAAAGCACGCUUGAACCUCU